Hippoglossus stenolepis (Pacific halibut) is the source of this 2875-nucleotide messenger RNA. RefSeq lists its product as uncharacterized. NCBI's taxonomy places the organism in Eukaryota, Metazoa, Chordata, Actinopteri, Pleuronectiformes, Pleuronectidae. Gene Ontology annotation, biological process: negative regulation of mRNA splicing, via spliceosome. The record is from RefSeq and is a predicted model, not a curated record. Gene Ontology annotation, molecular function: mRNA binding. Gene Ontology annotation, cellular component: cytoplasm; nucleus. The transcript has 14 exons. The coding region runs from base 612 to 1916 and encodes 434 amino acids.
AUCUGGCCCGGUGCAGCCAGGAAGCUCUCUGAAAAUCGAAUGAAGAACACAGCAGUCAUGCCGAGUUGUUAGUCACAGAGCAACAUUGGUUAACAAAGCUUCUCUUCAGUGUCUCUCGGUGUGUUUUUGAUGCCUGCAAAAGGCUAGACCUCGUUUUUUUGUUGUUGUGGUGGAAGUGUAGCUCGCUCUACAUGCUGGACAGUGUCCAGGCAUAGAGCCUCUUUGCCCUGCCCUCAGGCCUCUUCGGCUCGUGGAUCUCCGUGUGGAGGAACGCCUCUUUGGUGGCUGUGACAGGGAGAAUUAAGCAAGAGAUGCGGGUUCACUUGCCCUGCGUAGGGGCUUAUCUUGGGCUAAGCUGAGGGACUAAUAGCAAAGCCAGCCUCCGCUCCAGCCGGUCUGAGGGCACAGGGAGCCAUCUGUCCACUCUGUGGAUAACCAACAAAGGGGGCAAACAUUGAACACGGACUACAAAGUAAAAGAACGUUCAUUUUGGAGAUAGAGGAAGUAAAGAAGAGGAGCAAGUAUUCUGUAUUUAAGGAGUGGAAUGGCGGCAGAGAGUUCUGUAUUUAUUGGUUUGUAGUGUUGACUUUAAAGCUCGCAAAACACAGAGGAUGUCUGACAAGGAAGAGAUGGCUUCAGAUGGGAGUCUGAAUGUUACAUUGACGCUGAGGCUGUUGAUGCAUGGAAAGGAAGUUGGCAGCAUAAUUGGCAAGAAAGGAGAAACCGUAAAGAAGAUGAGAGAGGAGAGUGGUGCUCGUAUCAACAUAUCAGAGGGCUCUUCUCCUGAGAGGAUUGUCACCAUCACAGGACCCACAGAGGGCAUCUUUAAAGCUUUCUCCAUGAUCGCACUGAAGUUUGAAGAGGACAUUACUGCAGCAAUGACAAACAGCAACGUGACAAGCAAGCCACCUGUGACACUUCGCCUGGUUUUCCCAGGGAGCCAGUGUGGCUCACUGAUUGGCAAAGGAGGCUCAAAGAUUAAAGAGAUCAGAGAGACCACAGGCGCCCAGGUUCAGGUGGCUGGAGACAUGCUGCCGGACUCCACAGAGAGGGCUGUCACAAUCUCGGGCACUCCACAGGCCAUCACUCAGUGUGUAAGACACAUCUGUUCUGUCAUGCUGGAGUCUCCACCGAAAGGAGCGACUAUUCCCUACCGUCCAAAGGCCAUACCUGCAGGUGCUCAUGCAGUAUUAGCACCGCAGCACCAUGCACAAGCCUUUGCAAUUCCAGGGCAGUAUGCUUUUGCACAUCAAGAUUUGACCAAGCUUCACCAGUUGGCUAUGCAGCAUAUCCCCCUCCCUUCCCUUGGGCAGAGCAACCCUACCUUCCCUGGUUUGGAUGCAUCUGCCCACACAAGUUCACAAGAGCUGGCAAUACCUAAUGAUUUUAUUGGCUGCAUAAUUGGAAGACAAGGCAGCAAGAUCAAUGAGAUUCGCCAGGUCUCUGGAGCUCACAUCAAAAUUGCCAGCGCCACUGAUGGCUCAGCCAUGCGCCAAGUCACGAUCACCGGCUCGCUGGCCAGCAUCAGCGUGGCCCAGUACCUCAUCAACGCCAGCUUAGAGAUGGCUAAAUACACCAUGCAGGCCGCUUCCGCAGCGACUUCAGUUGACCUCAACAUGAGCUUUGCUCAGUCCGCUCCUACUGCCUCCGCUGCUGCUACCUCUAUGGCCGUCCUGGCGGCCACAACCCAAGCCCCAACCACCAUUAACGUCCAAUCUCCUUCCACCUUAUCAGCCUUCCAAAACCCACACUACGCCGUACCCGUUUCCAGCCUUCUCGGCAUGAAAACUCUGCCUGUCCUGGCUAUGCACCCAGCAGCUGCUUCUAGCCUAGCACAGAGUUUAUCCCCAUUCACCGCAAAAAUGCAGACCUCCGGUAUCAAAAAAUCUGACCGCCAGAAGUUUGCUCCCUAUUGAUGUCUGCUUUUUAAGUCCAGUCAGUGUUAGCAGGCUGGAAAGACAUUAUCAAUAUACAGUACAGUCAAAUUAUUUAACAUUAAGGGUAAAGGCUUGAAAAUAGCCAGUGAGUGUAAGCUUUGCGAGCGUAAUACUUGUUUUCAAUAAAUCAGGAGAAUGUUGAAAGCAUACUGGGAGGAUGGUAGCAUUAAAAAAAACCAUGUCCUCAGUAAUUAAAACAGGGAGUGGAGGUGAAUAUGAACUUAGUAUUAUCUUUUGGACAUGCAUGACAAUUACUUUGGGUAACUCAGGCUUGUAUUAGUUUCCUAAAAGAAGAUAUUUUUCAAAUGGAGUCAUGUUACAGAGCUUUAUAUGAAGUCUUACACCAUGUGUGUUUUCCAUGAUGCAAAGAUUGACUUAGUUUUUUAUCUGUGUAACUAGUUUACAAGCAGUUUUUCUUAGAGAAUCAAUAAUAAUAUGAUAAAACGUGGUGCUUUGUUGGCAGCAGGCUGUUAAAAUGUUUGUCUUGUACGAUAGAAAUCAGUGUGUUAAGUAUCUUUUUCACAAGGAUUGCUCCACUCUUCUGUCAUAUUUCCCCCUUUUCCUUCACUGUAGGCUCUCAUCAAUGCUAACAGGCUUGGGUGUUCUGUAGUAACGCUGCACUGUUGCAGUUCUGAUGGGAUUAUCCUAAAAGCCACAUUGGAUUCUAGUGGAUUUCACUCUACACAGUAAUCCUGUAGAGCGGGACUGGCCUAACUAACUCAUUUAAAUUGUUUCUGUACGCCAGAGUAUUUCCUGUUUAUUCUCCAACCUAAAUGAGUGGAAUGCUUCAACUUUCAGCGUCUAGAGUGAAUACUGAGCAGUUAUUGUAAUAAAUGUUUUAUGCAUGUGUUUCUGGUGCGGGUCUAUCCCCCAAACAAUGCACAUUUGUUUUAUUUGCUGAUGAAAUGACUGAAAUAAAUGGGACUUUCGACAAUGCA